AUGUCUGUGGCCAUAAAAUUCUUCAUCAUCUUCCUUUUGGUUGAAAAAUCCACCGCACUUUAUUGGCCAGCUGAUCCGACCUCCGAGGAGAAAAAAGGAAUCGGUCUAAAUAAGUCAGAGAUUGACUUUAUCAGUAUUCUUAGAGACACAGUUCGAGGAUGGCAAAUAGAAGCAGAUGCUAAAUACUCACUUUGGACAUCUUCCGAUUACAUGACCCGAUCACUAUUCCUACAAGACAAAGUUCGAGGUUAUGUUGACAAAGUUCGAGGUUAUGUUAAGCUUUGGGGUGAGUGGAAGAAUCAUACGGGAUACCCAUACGCUGACUUGCAUAAGAAGAUUUACGGUGACUUUUGGCCAAGGAAUGAGAUACUUUGCCGUCGAAUUGAGGGUAUAGAUCUUUUCAUGUAUCUUUUAUAUGGCCUUAGUGCAGAAUCGGGUAUGGUUUAA
This is a messenger RNA of Eruca vesicaria subsp. sativa (arugula), 447 nucleotides long. Lineage: Eukaryota; Viridiplantae; Streptophyta; Magnoliopsida; Brassicales; Brassicaceae. The record is from the annotation of a GenBank genome assembly.